UUGGAUGUGCACUCACAACACGUUGAUUGAACCAUGAAUCUUGCAAUUCAUAAUCUGUUGGCUUGCUGUCAUCAGCUUGGAAGUGACAAAGCUAUGGAAAGAAAGAAGGAAAUUGAGAAGUUCAAGCGUCUUAUCUGUGAUCCAGAAACAGUUCAGCAGCUGGAUCGGAAUUCUGAUUCCAAACACGGAAAACAGAUGAACUGGGAUGCUGUAUUCAGGUUUUUGCAGAAAUAUAUUCAGAAAGAGGUUGAGAGUGUCAGAGCAGCAAAAUCAAAUGCCUCUGCAUCAAGCCAAGCAACACGUCAGAAAAAGAUGAAACAGUUCAGUAGUUUGGUUAAGGAUUUCAUCAUGUGUGCCAAUAAAAGAGCCCCCAGAAUAAAAUGUCAGGAGCUUCUGAAUUAUGUAAUAGACACAAUCAAUGAGUCAUCAAGAUAUGCUAUUUAUGGGGCCGAUUGUAAUAGCAUAUUACUUAAGGACAUUCUGAAAGUGAGGAAAUAUUGGUGUGAAAUAUCACCACAACAGUGGUCAGAUCUCCAAAAUCUGUACUUCAACUUAUUUCUCAAUCCUUCUGGAGAUGUUAACAAAGUUUUGGUGGCUAGAAUAAUCUAUACAUUAACUAGAGGCCUCUGUUUCCAAACUGACAAGUUCAAUUCAGAUAUUUUGAACUUCUUCUCAAAAGUUGUACAUCGUGCAAGGCAAGAAAGAAACCUUGCAGGCCUCGACCACAUUUUUGCAGCCAUUAAUGUGUUUUUCCCCAUUUAUGGAAUGAAUUACCGCAUGCAAGUUUGCAAAACAGGAGAGGAAAUUCUAUCAACUGUGCUUUUUAUAUGGGCUCAGUACAAACCAAAAGAUGCCUUGAAGGAACAGAUCAUUCAGUUUGUUCAGUUUCAGAUUUGUAUUCAUCAUCCAAAUGGAGCUAAAACUCAGGAAGAAGGAGCAUACAGCUCAGCAAAAUGGCAGAAUACUUUAUACAACCUCUAUGAUCUGUUAGCUAAUGAGAUAACGCUUACUAGCAGCCGAGGAAAAUAUUCUUCAGGCUCACGCCGUAUUGUUCUAAAGGACAACCUGGUUGAGUUAAUGGCUGAUUCUUGUCAUCAGGUGUUUACUGAAGACAUCAAAGUCUUGGAAGUAACCCAGUCAUAUGCAGUUAUUCCACAAGAAGCUGAAGAUGGAGAAGGACCAUCCAAACGUAGAAAAAUUGAAUUAGGAUGGGAAGUGAUUCAAGAACAUUUGCAAAAAUCACAGAAUAGUUUUGAUGUCAUACCCUGGCUGCAGAUUACCACCAGAUUAAUAUCCAAGUACCCAAGGAGUCUUCCUGACAAUGAGUUGACUAAUUUACUUAAUAUACUUUACCAAUUAUUACUUCAGCAACGUCGAGGAGAACGGACCCCUUAUGUAUUAAGAUGUCUUAAAGAGGUUGCUCUGUGUCAAAGCCAAAAAAUAGAUCUCAGUAUCACACAGAAGUUUGAACUGCAACGAACAUGGUCCAGAAUUUGGUCUCUGGUAGAUCGAAGUUUAAACCUUCGACAAACUGAAAUGGAAAGCUUUGAAUUGCUUGGAGUCCUAUUUCAAAGCAAUUUAAUAACAACGGACAGGGAAAUUUGGAGGAUAUUUGCAGGUUCUAUAUGCAAACCAUCAAGUUUUGCUGUACAGUGUUUAGCAUCAGCGAUGACAGCUUUGGAAAUACCAGAAACUUUGAAAACUGGAUCAUUUCAGAAUGAUUGGGAAGGAAAUGCAACUUAUACACUAAAAGAACGAGUUGUGAAAUGGCUUCUCUUCUGCUCUGUGGAGGAAGUUAUGGAAGAUAGCAUGGAACUCCCUCCAGUUUUGUGCAGUGACUUUCCUAAGCUAGAAUUACAGAAGAUCCUUGUAAGUCUGACUAUGAAAAAUUGUAGAGCGGCAAUGGCAUUUUUCAACAGUGCACCAAAAUGCAUGGAACAUACCCAAGAGAAAGAAGAAACCAGUCUUUCAGAAAUUGAAGCUUUUUACCUGCAGACAACCUUCAAUGAAAUCAAUAGUUUUACAAAUAUGGCAGAUGUAUCAGAACACAAAUCUUCUAGUUCCUGCCUCAUUGUCAAUCAGAGGCUUGAAGAAACCUUAAAACACGAUCUUCUGAUGAUGUUGGAGCAGCUACUUAGCAACGUUUCUCUUGAGACUAUACCUGUGGAAAUUCUGAUGCGGUUUACCAGCCUCUUGACUGGUGUUCUUGGCUGCUAUUGUUAUGCUGGCAUUCUUACAGAAGAAGAAGCACGUAAACUGGAUUUUUUUCAAAAAGCUAAGUUAUGUUUUAAUUAUGUGGAGGAAAGCAUUUCUCAAUCUAAAAACAAGCUAACUGAAGAUUCUAGAAUUGUUUCAUUGAGGAAUUUAAUAUUGCAGUGCACAAGUUGUUUAUGCAACUGUAGCCAGAAUAGUCCUAAAAAGAGUUUGUCUACCAUCUUCUUGCAUUUGUUAACAUCCAAGUUGAUGAAUGAUCUUGCAAAUAUCUGCAAACUUCUGAUGUUUUCUACUGGAAAGUCAAGUGAAGCUGGAGAAGUGGACUUAAUGGAAGAUUUUCCUGAAGAAAGUAGAAUGGAAGAGGGAAACCAAACAGUCUUUGAUCUAUUUGAUGAUGAGAGUAAUGAAGUUGGUGAGGUGAAUGAAGUUGGAGACUUACACACCUUGAAAGGUGCCAAAAGUCCAUUAUCAGAAGACCAUCUGUCUAAGCAGGAUUUGCUUCUUCUUGAUGUUUUGAAGUUCUUGUGUAUAGCUACCACAGCAACCACAGUACAAACAGUUCCCUUUAGAUGUUCCGAAAUUUGGAGGAAACUUUUAGUGCUAAUUGAUGGAAAUUCAUUUGAUUUUAUCAAACCUUUACAUUUACAUGUGUAUUUAGUCUUGUUGAAGGAACUUCCCAGUGGAGAAAACCCCUUGCCAGAAGAAUAUGUUGUCUCUUUACUCAAGCUUCUACCGGAGAUAUGUUCCUUUUAUCGUUGGGAUCAAGAUGUUUGUGCAGCAAUAUUACAUAACCUUCUUCCAAUGGUUACUAUUUUGGGAACCUUCAAUAGAAAUUCCGAAGAUCUAAGAGAAGCCCGGUGUCAAAUCUUAGCUGUUGUUGGAGCAUUUUGGCAUUUAGCAAAUGAAGGGAAAUGUUCAGUUCUUGUAAGAAUUUCUUUAGUGAAUUGUAUGACAGCCUUCCUUCAUGCUGACCCUUAUUCAGAAUGGGCUGUGCUUACAUUUAAAAGUGAAAAUUUACCUGUGAGAGAUGCUUUUCCUCAAUUUCUUGCAGAUAACAACUUUCAAGUUUGUACGAUUGCAGCUAAGUCAGCAAUCAGUUUGUUCCAAGAUGUGAAACUGAGGGAUACUACUGGUUUAGUGAAAGGUCUUCCUUUGAAAUUCCAACAACGAGCUUUUGAGAAUUUGUACAUCAAAGUUCAAGAAGGAGCAAAAAAUUUGGUAAUACAAAAAAGCCAUCCUGAUGAAGAACAUAACAGAAAAACAGUCCUACUCAUGUUAAUAACUAUGAUUUUGUACAGCAGUCCUGUGUGUGAGAAACAAGCAUUGUUUGCUAUUUUCCAGUGUAUUAAAAGGAAUGGAUUAGAUCCUCAGCUUGUAAGGAAGGUUUUAGAAAAUAUUUCUGGCUCUUUUGGUUAUAAAAAUACAGAAGAUUUAAUGAGCACCCAUUUAGAUUAUCUUAUAUUUGAGUGGCUGAACUGUGAUUACAGCCUGUCCGAUUUUCCAUAUAUUUUGCUAAACUGCUCUACUUUGGAAGAGUUUUACAGAUCCUGUUAUAAAGUCUUGAUUCCACAACUAAUAAUUAGAGAUCAGUUUGAAGAAAUAAAAUCAAUUGCCAGCCACAUUAAUACAGAAGAGCGCCACCUUCUGGCACAGUGCUUCCCCAAAAUCCUUGUCAACAUUCUUCCUUAUUUUGCCUACCAAAACCAUGAACAUAUUGAAUUCACACAAAAGAGCAAUACAGCUUCUAGAGUCUAUGACAUGUUGAAAGAUGAAAAUUGCUUAGGAAAGCAGCUGAUAGAUAGUUUAUUUCAUAGCAGCUUACCAGAAAUUGUGGUAGAGGUGUUGAUGAUCCUACAUGAGCCAGCCAAUAUCAAACCAGAAGAGAAUUCUGACUUAAUUAAGUUUACAGGAAAUCUGGAUCCUGCUCCAAAUCCUCCUUAUUUUCCAUCAUAUAUUAUCCAAGCUACACUGGAUUACAUUAAUAGAUGUUAUAAAACUAAGUUCAAUGAUAUUAUAGCAAUCCUUUCUAAGAACCCUGAGUCAUUCCACAAAAUUUUAUUUGCUGUAUGGAAGCAGGUAUCUGGAACAAGAAACAAUUAUAAAAAACAUAGAAUGCUUAUGAUAUAUCAUUUUUUUGUAAAUCUGCUAUUGAAAGAAAUAAAGACUGGCUUAGGUGGUGCUUGGGCUUUUGUAUUGCGGGAUGUGAUUUAUUCUAUGAUUCGCCACAUCAGCAACAGACCAAAUCCUUUGAGAGGAGUAUCCCUCCGGAGCUUCUUGCUCUGUUGUGACCUUCUCAAUCGUGUUUGUCACACAGCAGUACAGUAUUGUCAGGAUGCUCUAGCGAGUCACCUCCAUGUUGUCGUGGGUACACUAAUACCAAUAGUUGGAGAACAACCUGAAACUGAAGAAGAGGUCUUGAGCUUAUUGAAGUAUCUAGUGAUAGAUAAUCAGAACAAUGAAUAUUUAUACCAAGCAAUCAAAUUAUUAGAUCCAUUUCCUGAUCAUCCUCAUUUUAAAGAACUACGGGCCACUCAACAAAAGAUUAAAUACAGCACUGGAAAAUUUUCUCUUUUGGAGGAAAUUAACCAUUUCUUAUCAAUAAAUAUCUCCGAUUCACUGUUUUUAACAAGAUUGGAAGGUUUAAAUGAUCUGCACAAACAACUAGAAGAUCAUAAAGAACAAAUAAUGGAAUUUAUGAAAAAAUUUCAGGAAAAUCCAAAGGACUGUAUUAUAGUAAAGUUGAUGGCAUAUCUGUUACAACUUUCAAAAACAACUGUACAUUCUACUGAUACUAUCUUGGAGGCCGUUGCAAGUUGUUUGGGAGAAAUUGGUCCUAUAAAUUUUUCUACCAUAGCAUUGCAGCACAGUAAAAAUGGAUCUAAUUCCAAUACGUGUGAUCUGUUUGAAGACAGAGAACUUCAGUGGGUCUUUGUAAUAUUAACUCUCAUAAAUAAUUAUUUAAUAGAUCAAUGUAUUGAAGUUCGAUCAGCUGCUGCUGCCAGUUUGAAAAACAUUUUAGCUACCAAAACAGGACAUACAUUUUGUGAAAAGUACAAAACCAAGACAGAUACAAUGCUGAUAUACUUGAAUCCUUUCAGAACAUCUAAGAAAAAGCUCUUGGAGGUGCCUGGAAAGGUAAGAGAGACUCCUCCAGAAGAUCUCGAUCGUGCAAUCUUGUGGAUUCCUCACAGUGAAAGUCAUGAAAUUUGGAUUAAGACCUUGACUUGUGCAUUAUUGGAUAGUGGAAUGAUAACAAGUGAAAUCCUCCUGUUGCUGAAGCCUUUGUGUCAGGUUCAUGCUGAUUUCUGUCAAACUGUCCUUCCUUAUUUAAUUCAUGAUAUCCUACUGCACGACUCAAAUGAAUCUGGACACAGUCUUCUGUCUGCACAAAUUCAAUCCUUUUUCAUGACCUGUUGCAAAUACUCGUCACCCAGUAGAUCGUCCACGCCUGCAAAUUUAGAUUCAGAGUCAGAAACUCCAGCUCAUGGACAUUUGGAUAAAAUAUCUCGAAGAACAAUGCUUGCUGUGGUUGACUACUUAAGACGGCAAAAAAAGAAUCCUUCCAGUACCAUCUUUGAUGACAGCUUCUGGCUGGAAUUAAGCUAUCUGCAAGUUGCCAUGGUAGCCCAGUCUUGCUCAGCUCACUUCACAGCUUUGCUCUAUGCAGAAAUCUAUGCAGACAAGAUAGGCAGACAACAGGAAAGGUAGUCAACUAAGAAACUAACAUUUGAAGAAGGAAGUCAGAAUUCAACAUUUACUUGUUUAAGUGAGAAGAGUAAAGAAGAAACUGGAAUAAGUUUGCAGGACCUUCUUAUGGAUAUAUACAGAAGCAUAGGAGAGCCAGAUAGUCUCUAUGGCUGUGGUGGAGGAAAAAUGCUGCAGCCAUUGCCCAGGAUAAGAACAUAUGAACACGAAGGAACAUGGGGGAAAGCUCUGGUAACUUAUGACCUUGAAACCAGCCUUCCACCAUCAAUUCGACAGACAGGAUUGGUAGAGGCUUUGCAGAAUUAUGGGCUAUGUAAUACACUCUCCAUCUACUUAAAAGGAUUGGAACAGCAGAAUGAAGAAAGCUCCAUAGAAUUACAGGAGAUUCGUUACCAGGCAGCUUGGAGGAAUAUGCAGUGGGAUCAGAUCUCCUCAGUCAAAGAUGAAAUAGAGCAAAGAGGCUACCAUGAAUCACUGUAUGAUGCUCUACAAUGUCUACGGGACAGAGAUUUUUCUACUUUUUAUGGAAGAUUGAAAUGUGCCAGAAUCAAAGAAGUAGAAGAGCUACUGAAAGGCAGUCUUGAGUCUGUAUAUUCAUUACUGCCUACGCUGUGUAGGCUACAGACAAUUGGAGAGCUGGAAUAUGUAGGACAACUUUUCUCUGGGUAUUUUACUAUUUCUUUAUACAUUAUUUUAGCUUUGCAGAAUUAUGGGCUAUGUAAUACACUCUCCAUCUACUUAAAAGGAUUGGAACAGCAGAAUGAAGAAAGCUCCAUAGAAUUACAGGAGAUUCGUUACCAGGCAGCUUGGAGGAAUAUGCAGUGGGAUCAGAUCUCCUCAGUCAAAGAUGAAAUAGAGCAAAGAGGCUACCAUGAAUCACUGUAUGAUGCUCUACAAUGUCUACGGGACAGAGAUUUCUCUACUUUUUAUGGAAGAUUGAAAUGUGCCAGAAUCAAAGAAGUAGAAGAGCUACUGAAAGGCAGUCUUGAGUCUGUAUAUUCAUUACUGCCUACGCUGUGUAGGUUACAGACAAUUGGAGAGCUGGAAUAUGUAGGACAACUUUUCUCUGGGUCAGAAACUAAUAGCCAGUUGCAUAAUUUGCAUCUGAAGUGGCAGAAGCAGUCCCAACUUCUUCAAGAUAGUGACUUUGCUUUCCAAGAGCCUAUUAUGGCUUUGCGUACAGUAAUUCUCAAGAUUCUUCUGGAGAAGGAAAAUGAGAAUGUCCAAAGGGAAUGCAUUAAAAACAUCCUCACUGAACAUCUUGUGGAACUAUCCAGAUUGGCUCGAAUGGCGAAUAAUUCACAAAAACUGAGCUUGUCAGCUGGAAAACUAACAGCCUGGGUUCAAGAACUGACAGAGGAGCAUAAAGUUCAGACUAGUAGAUACACUGUGAAAGUUCAGAGGGAGCUGGAAAUAGACGAAUGUGAAAUUCGUGCUCUGGGAGAAGAUCGCAAGCGUUUUUUAUGCAAAGCAGUUGAGAACUACAUUAUGUGUUUAUUGAGUGGAGAAGAGCAUGACAUGUGGAUCUUCCGCCUCUGUUCUCUCUGGCUUGAGAACGCUGGACUUUCUGAAGUCAAUGACAUGAUUCAGAAGGAGGCACAGAAAAUCCCGUCUUACAAAUUCUUGCCACUGAUGUACCAGCUGGCUGCUCGAAUGGGAACCAGGAUGAGUGGAUUUCAUGAAAUUUUGAAUAAUCUUAUAGCAAGAAUUUCUCUCGACCAUCCACAUCACACUUUGUUUAUAAUUUUGGCAUUGGCUAAUGCCAACAAAGAUGAAUUCCUGGCCAAACCAGAAGUGACUAAAAGAAGUGGACUAAUAAAAAAUGUGCCAAAGGAAACAUCUCUUCUUGACAAGGAUCGAAUGAAGGCUGCUAGCAGUAUAAUUAACAUUGUAAAACGCAAAAAACCUGAUAUGGUGGCAAAGGUUGAAGCCCUUUGUGAUGCUUAUAUUAUUUUGGCAAACAUGGAUGCAACUCCCUGGAAAACCCACAGAAGAGGCAUAAAUAUUCCUUCCGAUCAACCUAUAACUAAGUUAAAGAAUCUAGAAGAUGUUGCUGUACCUACCAUGGAAAUUAAGGUGGACCCUAGUGGCAAAUAUGAACAUUUGAUUACAAUAACAUCAUUCAAACCAGAAUUUCGCCUAGCAGGCGGGGUCAAUCUGCCCAAAAUAAUAGAUUGUGUUGGUUCAGAUGGACAACAGAGAAGGCAGCUUGUGAAGGGGCGUGACGAUCUGAGACAGGAUGCUGUUAUGCAACAGGUUUUCCAGAUGUGCAACACUCUACUACAGCAAGAUGCUGACACCAGAAAGAGAAAACUGACCAUCCGCAGAUACAAGGUUGUUCCCCUUUCUCAGAGAAGUGGCGUCUUAGAGUGGUGCACUGGCACAAUUCCUUUGGGGGAAUUCCUCAUCAAUACUGACAGCAGUGCUCACAAACGCUAUAGACCACAAGACUACAGUAGCAUAGACUGUCAAAGGAAAAUGAUUGAUGCACAAAAGAAAGAUUUUGAAGAAAAAUACACAGUUUUCAUGGAUGUAUGCCAGAAUUUUCAACCUGUAUUUCGCUAUUUCUGUAUGGAAAGAUUUUUGGAUCCAGCGGUGUGGUUUGAGAAAAGGUUGGCAUACACUCGAAGCGUUGCCACUUCAUCUAUAGUCGGCUACAUACUUGGUCUAGGAGACAGGCAUGUACAGAAUAUUCUGUUAGAUGAAGAAAGUGCAGAACUCGUACACAUUGAUCUAGGAGUUGCUUUUGAACAGGGCAAAAUCCUUCCUACUCCAGAGACUGUACCUUUUAGGCUAACAAGAGAUGUAGUGGAUGGCAUGGGCAUUGCUGGUGUUGAGGGGGUCUUCAGGAGAUGCUGUGAAAAAACCAUGAAUGUUAUGAGAAAUUCUCAAGAAGCCCUGCUAACUAUUGUAGAAGUUCUUCUAUAUGACCCUCUGUUUGACUGGACCAUGAACCCUUUGAAAGCUUUAUAUCUGCAGCAAAGGUCAGAAGAUGAAGCUGAUGUCAGCUCCAACUUCAGUAGUGCUGAUCAAGGAUGUAACAAAAAAUCAAAUAAUGAAAGCCAGUUGUUCAACAAAGUGGCAGAGCGUGUCUUGAUACGACUUCAGGAGAAACUUAAAGGGAUGGAAGAAGGUACAGUGCUCAGCGUGGCCGGCCAGGUGAACUUCCUCAUACAGCAAGCCAUGGACCCCAAAAAUCUUAGCCGCCUCUUCCCAGGAUGGAAACCAUGGGUAUGAAAAUAUACUAUAAAGCAUUUUCAGAAGCUGUUGGAUUCCUAAGUAAAAUAGAAUCUAAAAAUAUUACAUGGAAACUGUUGAAUCAAAAAGUGUUACUGUAUUGCGCUUAUUCCAGUGUAAUGAAAGCAAUAUCAGUGUUGUACUGUAAGCCCUGCCCCUUUUUUAUAUGUAUUUAUAAAGAUCCUGUGGAUGUCCCAGAAGGAUUUGUCUUUUGCUUGGAUUGGUAUAACUAGGAACAUGGCUUCCUGAUCUUACCCUCCCAGACACGAAUUUCAGGAAAUUAACAAUAUUACAGUUUGCUUUAACAAAAGUAAAAUAUUUUUCAGUAAGCCCCACUCCUUGUUUGGUUUAAGAAUAUUACUACAGCAUAAUAGUACUUAUUUCUGCUCUGUUUAAAAUGAUCAAACUGACAUUAAGCCUGUUACUGUAAUAUGGUCACCUUGCCUUUCUCCUAGACAAGACAAGAAUGUACUCAAGAUAAAAACAUGCAUUAUCCAUGCAUGUUGAUGAUGCUGUGCAUCCUGCUGUAUGAAUAUUUAGGAAUUUCUGAUUUAUAAUAAUAUAUAAAGUUGUAGGUUUUUUAAAAAGCAGAUAACAUGAAAUUAUAUUGUUUAUAUAUAAUGUAUGCGUGGUUCUGAAGGCAUUUCAAAAGAAAAGUAAGAAAUCAAUAACAUGUAGAAUCAGAAAUAACUAUAUAGUGCUACAUAGUGCGUUUCUUUUCAUUAUUACUAAAGAGUGCAGUUCUUUGGUUUGACAAGCAAAUUGGCAUAAUCUAUCCACUUUAUGCUAUAAUACGGGGAGGGGGGAUUUCCCUUUUUUUUUUUACAAAUAAAUAUGGAUAUAUUUUUUAGUUUAUGCUAGCAAGAAAUUCCUGUAUCCGGCCAGUACAGUAAUCUUGUUCUAUAUCAUGGAAAGAGUAGCUUUAUUCUACAUUUAAUUAUUGAUUAAAUUUAGUUCAGUAAUAAGCUAAUCCUACUUGUUAUAACUUGUAUGUGCACUCUGAAACCUAGAAGAAGUUACUGAAGGAAGUUUAUGAAUUAUAUUGUAAACACUGUUAUGGGCAUAUCCUUUUUUUUUUUUUUUUUUUUUUUGAGAAUUCAUGCACUAUGCAUGUAGAAAUAUUUUUUUAUUUGCUCUGCAUUAGACUCUACUAUUUGUGUAUUGAUAUGCUAUGAAAUACAGAGGUGCCCCAAAGUGCCUUUUUAAAUGUACAAUAAUGCCAAAUUCUUUUGAACAUGCAUUUCUCUUCAUAUCUGCUUACUAUAAUU
This is a messenger RNA of Protobothrops mucrosquamatus (brown spotted pit viper), 10424 nucleotides long. It is a transcript of the gene ATM, whose product is annotated as ATM serine/threonine kinase. NCBI's taxonomy places the organism in Eukaryota, Metazoa, Chordata, Lepidosauria, Squamata, Viperidae. Gene Ontology annotation, biological process: DNA repair. Gene Ontology annotation, molecular function: protein binding; protein serine/threonine kinase activity. The record is from RefSeq and is a predicted model, not a curated record. The transcript has 64 exons.